This is a messenger RNA of Bathycoccus prasinos, 807 nucleotides long. RefSeq lists its product with no specific name. The transcript has a single exon. The record is from RefSeq and is a predicted model, not a curated record. The coding region runs from base 1 to 807 and encodes 268 amino acids. Lineage: Eukaryota; Viridiplantae; Chlorophyta; Mamiellophyceae; Mamiellales; Bathycoccaceae.
AUGCCUCAAACGAGGAGACGUUUUAUUGAAAAAUUCCUCCUCUACAAAAACAGGACAUCCGAUCCGACGCCGAACACGCGACGCGCGGUCGCGAAGAUUCACGCUUUGCAGAAAGCGAAAGGAAAGCAGGAGAAGAAGACAAAGAUGAAGACUACGAGUACUACCGCUGCUACGACGACAAAUACGAAAAAUACCAACAAGAAGAAGAAGAAGGACGAAAGCGCUUUAGCGAAAGUUAUCGCGAACAAGGAGGACUCCCCUUCGAACGAGGUGAUUGUGGAAACCAUCGAAAGUGCGACGUUUGGAGAGUUAAGAACGUGUUUCCCGCUCGUGUUUGAUGGUAAGCUAACGAGUUCGAAUAAUAAGGAGUGGUUGAAAGCAGUGUUUAAGAGAAAGAUGGUGACAGAUAAAACGUAUGAAUUCGUACCGAGAACGAGAUAUUCGAGUAAGAACCGUUUGAAUAAGAAGAAAAAGACAGAAGGAGAAGGAGAAGAACAAGAACAAGAAGCGACGAACGCGAGUACCGAGAACACGUUUUCUCGGUACCCGAAAGAGUGUGCCCAGAAGACGCCGUUAACGCCACUCGAAGACGAGAAUCGAGAAGAAGAAGAAUUGAAGAAAGAAGUCGUCUUUUCCAUCGAAGUCGCUCGACUCGAAGAACAACCACGAGGAAACGAAAAUGUAAACGAAACAAUCGCAACGGACGCGAACACAACCGCAAACGACAAACAUAAGAUGAGAGAAUUAUCGUCGUUUUUCACCAAGACGUUUUCCGCUGUUUCGCCGCUAUUGGGAACCCGAUUAUAG